This is a messenger RNA of Psylliodes chrysocephalus, 3402 nucleotides long. NCBI's taxonomy places the organism in Eukaryota, Metazoa, Arthropoda, Insecta, Coleoptera, Chrysomelidae. The record is from the annotation of a GenBank genome assembly.
GUUAAAUGUCAUGUCAUAUGUCAAAUUUGAAAACUGCACAGAACACAGGUCAAGUUUUUAACGGGUUCUGUUUUUUGUUUUGAAUUUUCUUACUGUUUUUCAAUGGGUUUUGCAAUUUUGCGUUAGAGAUUUUCAGUUUAAAAUCUGCCAAUAAACUUAUAUUAUUUAGCAUGAACGAUUCAUUUGAGUUAAUGAGUUCAAUGUCUCCAAAAAUUACAAACAAACUAAUGCCUGGAGAAAGGCGAUUUCGAAGAGUUGCAGGUGCAUCAAUUUUGGCUUUAAAAAAGAAUAUCAGACGAAGUUCAAUUUUGGACAAAUCUUUAAACACAAAUAAGAUUGAAAAUUUGAACAUACUUGAGACUUCAAGUACAUCCAGUACAGAAUCAUUUCCAUCUCUUCAACUUAUAGAAUCUCAAAAUAAUUCUAUUAUUUUAAUACCAGACAGUGAUGUUUCGGCAAGUGAAGAUGAAUUGAAAAAAACGGAGGUAAAAUCAGAAGUUAAUCAUUUGUUACCUGAAGACAAAUUAGCUGCAAUUUCAGAUUGGGUAUCAAAUAUUAACGUUAACGUAGAAAAUAGUACAAUUUCUUCCGUAUAUACCGAACUAUCGACAAUAUGCGGCACCGACUUUGCUAAUGAAUUAUUAGAAAAAGAAAAAGGUCAUGCUGUAAAUUCGACUUUUGUGAACGGUCAUGACAAAAAGUUUGAGGAAGUGUUCGGUCGAAAAAACAAUUUUGAAUUCGCUGAGGAGAGUAAUUCAAGUGAUGAUAAUGUUAAGAAUGUAAUCGAGGACUCGUUUGAAAUUUUAAAUCAAAGUUUACGCACACGAUUGAAGAUUUCCAGGAUAAAUGAUAAACUUGAGUCGGAGAUACCUAGUGUAAAUAAUAAAGCCGAUGGUGAUGGAGGAACUCAAUUAAAUGAUGAUAAGUGGACAUCCAUACAGUUUUCAGAAGAAUCUACAAAUACGAUUGACGAAUCAUUUAAAAAUCUGGUGAUCGAGGAAUCCUUUAAAAUUAAAACUGAUAACUAUGAAACUCCUCUGAAGAAUACUUCUAUAAAUAAAUGGAAAGCCGUAGAAAUAUCAGACGAUUCUGGUGAGGAUGAAAGUGUUGCAGAAAAUAUGUUAGAUCAGUUGUACGGCAAUUCUUGGAGAAUAAACAAGGAUUUAGUAUUAUCGAAAACGGAACCCAGGAAGACAGUUAAACAACCCGAUAUCAGAAAUUUAGCCAAGACACAAUGCAAACCAAAAUUCUCUCUUCUAUAUAAAAAUCCGUAUUUGGAUACGGAAAAAGCAAAAUCCCAAUAUUUAUUAAAUUCCAAUCACAAAUCUGCUAAUUCAAUUCAUUUAGCAAGAAUCAAAAGUUUAUGCGAUUCAGACACAAAUUCGGACAAUUCGAUAAAGAAAAAAGUGCCCCGUACUAAGUUAAAUUUUGACGACUCCAGCGACGAAAACGACGCAAAAUCGAAAUAUUUUGAAACAAAAAAUAUUUAUAACAAAGAAAAUGUCGACUUUAAUAAUGUAAAUACCAGAUGUAGGCGUAAAACUACAAAAUCUGCAAAGAAGAGUGCCGAAAUUGAUUCAGACGACGAAUUUACGUUCAACAAAAAAUUACAAAUAAAUUCAAAAAUUAAAUCGAAGAGGAAUAACAAUAAAAAACUAUCGAGCAGUAGUUCAGAGAAUGACGGUAAUAACAGUAGUAACGAUAGAGUUACAUCUAAACCUAGUAAUAGUAAUAAUUUAAAAAUAAUUCCAAAGAAAAAUAUCGAAUCUAAGACUAAAAAACCACCUUCAACUGAUAUAAUAAGUAAAAAUAGUGAUGACGAAUGGGAAGACGAGGUUAGAGGGAUAGAGAGAAGACUGACGAUUGCCGAUGAUGGGACUUAUAGUUUUCUUGCGUCUUUAUCAGGAAACGUGCCAAUAUCAAAAUGCGACGCCUCGGCUAGAAUAUUUAGAAACAAUUAUAAAACUUACAAAGAUCAACUAUUAAAAAAACUAUUCAAUUUAUACAACGAGAAAGUUUUCGAUAACGUCCUUCCUCGCGAUAUGCUUUUGGAAUGGGGUUGCCGGAUGAGAAAAACGGCCGGAUUUUGUUAUUGCAAAAAAAUCACUAGAAGUAAAGGACACAUCGAGAGAUCCGCUAGGAUAGUGUUGUCCGUUAAAGUGGUGGAUACGGCGGAUAGGUUGAGAGAUACAUUAAUACACGAGAUGUGCCAUGCUGCGACUUGGAUUGUUAGCGGUAUAUCCGAUGGGCAUGGAGAUUUUUGGAAAGCUUGGGCCUUCAAAGCAAUGAAGCAAUUCCCCGAGAUACCUCCAAUCAAAAGAUGUCACAAUUAUGUAAUUAAUACGAAGUAUACAUAUAAAUGUACGGAUUGUGGUUAUAGUAUUGGACGCCAUUCAAAAUCGCUAGACAUAGAAAGAAAACGAUGCGGAUAUUGUUACGGAAAAUUCGAAAUUUUGAUAAACAAAACCAACAAAAACGGAGAAACCAAAGCCGUAGCUGCGACUCCUAAAAAAGAACCGACCGGUUUUGCGAUAUUCGUCAAAGAAAAUUACAGCGUGCAUAAAAAUCCGCUAAUCAAACACGGUGAAGUUAUGAAGGUUCUCGGUAGGAAAUUCAAAGAGUUGCAAGCGACUAAAAUAUGAUGCAAUAUGGUGAAUUUUGGUUUUUAAAGAUGAACUUUUAUUUUGUACAGAUUUUUUUGACUGCAAAAAAGUGAAAUAUAGUACAAUUUUUUUUGCAAGCGUGCCAAUAACAGAAAUGUCAUUUGACCCUAUAUGGAUAAGAAAAGUAGACUCUAAGUCAAAUGUGUCAAAUCUAAACAAAGAAAACAAUUGUUAUAUUAAUAUUAUGUAACUGUUCUAUGUUUAAAUUAUUAUAAACCAAAUUAUUUUUUUAAAAUUGAUGAAAUUCAUCGAAAUCUUGUUUGGAGAAAAAUUUUAAACAGAGACAAAACUGUGGACUGUGUUUCCGAUAUAAUUGUCAUUAUGUUACUAGGUAUGAAAAUAUUGUAUGAGUAAAAGAAGAAGGGGGUAUAUUCGAGAAAUAUCAUUCCAUGUCAAGAAAAAUCUGGACAAUUCGAGACUAUAAGUCGAUGAUCCGGACAAUGACUAGGGCUAAAAAAUAAUCGAUUAAUCUAUAAUUUUCGAUAAUUUGACAAUUUUAUGUAAAUCGAAUAUUCAAUUAAUCGCUUAUUUUCGGUUUAACGAUUAAUCGCGAGAUCGAAUAGUUUCCAUUAAUCGAUUAUUUUGGAUUAAUCAAUUAUUUUAGAUUAAUCUGCUUUCAAAUAAUUGAAUAUUUUCGAUUAAUUGAUAAUUUUAGAUUAAUCAAUGUUUUUGAGUAAUUGAAUGUUUUCGAUAAAUUGACUACGAUCAAUCUAAUAUUUAUUAAAACGAUUAAUUUCGG